GUCCAAUCAGCGAUUGCGUGACACACAGGUGACAAUUAAGGGGCAUCAACAAGACGUGCAAGAUGGUGCUUCUCGACAACGAUACGUUUUUGACGGAGUUAACGCGGUUAUUCCAGAGAACGAGAACAUCUGGAACAGUCCUCGUCACGAUGAAGCAAUAUUAUGGACAGACUAAGCCAAAGCCGAGAGACACAAAAGGAAGAUUACCCGUAUCAGACCAUACCGAACACAAAUGUCUAUUCAGAGCAACAAAUGGAAAGAAGAAACUGAGUACAGUGAUCAGCUCGAAAGACGUCACAAAAUUCCAGAUGGCCUAUGCAAACGUCUUGAAAGCCAACACGGACAACUUGAAGAAGAGGGGAAAGCGUGACACAAAGAGCAAAAGUAAAACCAACAAAGCCACAUGAUAGCUGCACUUGAAUAUUAUUAACUCUGUAUCCUGAAGAUGCCCAUAAUAGUCCUCUACCAAUGUUUGACCUUCGUUGGUAGGGUUUCCUACCUCCUAAUAAGGGACCAGCCAAAAUUAGACCAGUCUCAAUUUCAAUUAAAGAGGUACGUUGCCUUGGGCUUUAAAAAACUUUUGUUAUGAAACUAAUAUGGUUGGAUACAAUGAUUUACAUACUUGAAAUUGUUCGAGAAGUUGUGCGGUGCUUGGGAUUUCAUGACAUAAAGCAGUCCGCUAUUUUGGUACAAAAUGGCUACGGUAUAAUCCACUGGUUGUAUUUCAAGAGGUAAAUUUAUGUUUUGUUAUCACUACUCCCUUAAUUGCAUCACUACUCACUAAACACAAAAAAGGGCAAACAUUAAUUUCAAACAACAACAUUUUGAGAGCUUUGAAGGCAAUGUGCACUUUUAAUGCAAUUGUAAUGGGAGGAAAAACACAUCCAGUGUGAUAGAAGUGUAAAGCUUUCAGUCAUAAGCUUUUCAGGUAAAAAAAAACCCAGGAAAAUUACAGUUUAUGUUAAUUUUGUUGAAAAGUACAUGUAUUGUAAAAAGGCUUCAUCUGCUGCCCAAUAGACCUUUGUCAUGCUUUCAUCAUCUUGGUCAUGCCCCCUGUAUCCAGUAACAGUAAUGAUUACUAGUAUUCGUUGCACUUAAAAAAGAAGCCAGACCAAUAUUCCAGCCUCAGCUUGGUUUAGUUUAGGGGUCUUUCUCAAACCCAGGCUUGGUCGCACUUUGUACGCACAGGAAAUGCUGCUCGGCCUUCAGGCCUUUACUUUUUGGAGCAGCGUUUAUUUUGCAUGCGUUGGUGGUUUGAACAUCGGUGGGCGCCUGGAGCAGGAGACCAAUACGAGGUUUGAGAAAUGCCCCAGAGUGGAGAAAAUCAAGAUGGCCACACCCCGAUGUAAUUAUUUUUUAUUCCAUUUCAUUUAUUUAAAUAAACCUUGAUUUUAUCUGAAAUUGUUUCCAGUAUAUUUCUUUAACCCUUCCUUUAUUUCUUUAACCCUUUAUUUCUGUUGAACAAAAGUUAUCCAAGGAUAGCCCAAUUUAAUAGUUAGUCUGGAUUUCGUAAAUUGGUCUUGAUCUUAUAACACAUUGUAUAAAAUUAUAAGGUGUAAUAAAACGCUACAUAACUCACUUAACUAAAGAGA
Molecule: messenger RNA, 1592 nt
Organism: Asterias rubens (European starfish)
Lineage: Eukaryota; Metazoa; Echinodermata; Asteroidea; Forcipulatida; Asteriidae
Product: signal recognition particle 14 kDa protein-like
Exons: 5
Coding region: 63-407 (114 amino acids)
Biological process (GO): SRP-dependent cotranslational protein targeting to membrane
Cellular component (GO): signal recognition particle, endoplasmic reticulum targeting
Molecular function (GO): 7S RNA binding; endoplasmic reticulum signal sequence receptor activity
Source: RefSeq, a predicted model, not a curated record